Coccomyxa subellipsoidea C-169 is the source of this 3039-nucleotide messenger RNA. RefSeq lists its product as hypothetical. Lineage: Eukaryota; Viridiplantae; Chlorophyta; Trebouxiophyceae; Coccomyxaceae. The record is from RefSeq and is a predicted model, not a curated record. The transcript has 14 exons. Bases 1 to 3039 code for a protein of 1012 amino acids.
AUGUGCCCUGCAGUUGUGGCGACCCUUGACACAGGCGAUAGCGGCCCGGACUAUGGGGGUCCAAACCUGUACCAGGUCAACAAUGCUUAUGAGACGCGCACCGCGCAAGCAUGCAGCAACAGCGUGGUCGGCUGCUGCACCAGCAAUAGCCUCACCCAGCUGGUCCAGGACACCAGCACCACCUACAAGUGCUGGAACCCCCUAGAGAUGCCCAAUGACUUCCUCUUGCAGGUAAACAUCUCACAGGAUGGCAAUGCAGUUCCGGGCUUUCCAUUGACUGUGCAACCCUGGAUAGGGGCACAGACCACUGGUCCAAAUAUCUCAGCCGUAGGGGUGAUUGUCAAACCUCAGACGCCUCAUGACUCGUCCAUCUUUGAUGGCUACACUGGCAAGCGCUGGUGCCAAGCCACCAACACUGUCCAGUCAACCGAUCAAGGCACACAGUUGGCUUCCCUGCUGAAGCCAUCGUCUGAUUCUAAUUGCAGCUUUCUGUUCAAUGGCCUGUACACUCCCUUCAACGCCUAUGCUCAGCAGAUUUCCUGCACCUACGGGCCCAGCCUCAACCCGAGCAUGGAGGUGACUGUGCGAAUGGACAUCAGCCUGCUGAACAUCUCCUACACGCUGGGAUACACUCCGCCGCCCAACCCCAACGCUGCCAAUCCCCAGAAGUUCAUCCCCCUGCUCAGCCUCCAGUACUGGGCCUUCAACAGCCUCACCGGCAACCUCAGCUUCCCAGUCCUCAACAAUGACACCGUGCAAGGCCGUGUGAGGGUCCAGGCAGUGAGCUGCUGCAUCAUACCGGCUGCUGGUGGCCCCUGCGAUCCCAAUGCAAUAACAAUAGCCAACACCAGCGUGCAGAUUGCACUGCUCCAGCCGACCAACAAUGCAACCUUCUCCUUCCCCCUUACCCUCGCUUCAAACUCAUGGGGCGGCCUCGGCCAGUGCGUCUUCAACAUGAGCGUCAACUUUGAGGUUGGGCCCGGCGUGCUGUUAGGCUUUGGAAUUCCAAGUGCCCCGCCGCCCCCCUCGCCACCGCCGCACCCCCCGCCGCCACCGUCUCCCCCCUCUCCGCCACCCCCUCCCAUCGGCAUCACUCCCUGGAUCAAUUUCACCGCCAACUUCCCCAGCCUGACUACCACCGACGCCACCGCCACGUUCCAAUCCAGGUACCGCAACGCCAUUGCAGCAUCUGCAAAAGUACCGUCCAGCCAGGUGACUCUGCAAGUUGCGGCCGGGUCCAGGAGGCGCCUCAUGGCCGGCGGCCUCACCAUCGUCACCAUUGUGACGUUUGGUGAGAACGAUCUGUACCAGCUGGCCAUCGCGUACAAGAGCCUCCUCCAGACCCAGAACCUGACGGCCAUCUUGGGAUCUGACCCCUCCUUCCAGGCGUCAGUGGGCGCGGCCUCUUUCUCUGCAGUAGUCACCAAUAUGGUCCCGGUGCCGCCACCGCCGCCGCCAUCACCACCCCCGUCGCCGCCGCCCCCACCGCUGCGGCCGCCGCCGCCAUCCAAGCCCGCCCCGCCCCCACCGCCGGGGCUGGGGUGCGGCACAGUGAACUGCGGGACCCACGGCACGCCAAAGGCCGGCACCUGCGGCUGCACCUGCGACUCCGGCUGGGGCACCUACCCCAACCAGGACCUGGCCAACUACCUGUACUGCACCAAGCCCACCACUGGCGGCACCACCGGCACAGACAGCCUCAGCCCCUCGCCUGGAGGGAACAGCACGACGCCGGCGUCGGCGGUGGCCACGCGCGUGAAGGCAUUCCUGGGCCUGCAGUGGCAGAAGUGGUGCAUCGUGCUGGGCACCGUCGCUGGAGUGCUGAUUGCAUUCUAUGCGCUCAAGAACUGCCUCCCCUGCUGGAGCUGGUCUAAGACGCUCGUGCGCAUCGUCUGGGGGCUGCUCAAGUGCAUGUUCGGCUGCUGUUGCUGCCUCGUCAAGUCCCUGCCGCGCUCUGACUCCCCGGCCGCCAUCCGCAAAGAGGAGCUGCGGGAGGCGAAGAAGGAGAGGAAGAGGGCGGAAGGCGAGGCGAAGAGUAAGGAAGCUGAGGAGAAGGCGCGGAAGAAGGAGGAAGCUGCCGAGAAGGCGCACGAGGCGCGGCUGGCCGCUCUGGCCGCCUCCGGCUCCGGCACUGCCCUCAUCGGCGCAGCCUCCAGCUCUGCCAGGGUGGAUGGAGAGGGCAGCACCGGCCCCAGGAAGAGCGAGGGCAGGGGCCUGUUUGCGUCCGUGGCCAGCGCAGUGGCCGACAAAGGCAUCAAGCGGCUCAGCGGGGCCAAGACUGCCGGCAGAAGCACGGUGCCCACCGCCCAGACGGUCGCCCCCGUCGUGCAACCCAGCACCACACCAGCUGCAGCCACUGAGUCGGCCGCUCUCGCAAGCCUGCUCUCACAGGCGGCGUCUCUCAAGACCCAGCAGAGCGCGCAGGCCUCCUCAGCCGACUACAAUUUUGCAGCCGCGCUAAAUACCGUGCUGCCGGCUCCCAACGGCGCAGACCUGCAAGCGGCGGCCAACGCCCAGCGCCUGGCACUGCAGCUGCAGCUGCAGCAACAACAGCAGAUGCAGCAACAACAGCAGUAUCAGCAACAACAACAGCAGCUGCAGCAGCUUCAGGCAGCAGCGCUUUCCAACAUGCUUGGCCAAGCAACACCGGCCGGCUUGCAGCCACCGCCGCAGCAAUUUAUGGGCGUUCCUGGGUCUGUGCCCCAGUUCCAGAACCCGCUGCAGACGCUGCUUGCGUCGCAGAUGGCGAGCAAUGCGAUGCCGGUCCCCCAGUACGGACCAGGCAUCAACCCUUACGGGCAGCAGGGGGUUUACGGGGCCCAGCAGCAGCAGCAGUCCCCUGCGGUGGCGCGGCUGCUGCAGCAGCUGUCGGCUCAGAUACGGCCGCCGCCGUUUAUGAGUCCCCCGGCAGCCCAGCAGAUACCUGCCAACGUAGUGCAGAAUCCUGUUUUUGCUCAGCAGGCGGCGCCGCAGCAUGACUUGCAGCAGCCUGGCGCUCCUAAUGCUGAUGCGCAGAACAACCCGCUGUCACCUCCAUGA